GCCUUUCUCUCUUCUCCACCUCUCAUCGCAGCACGUCAAGAGAGGGCGGGCGGGAGCCCCAGAGGGGGCGCGGUUAAAAACCGCCGCCAACCAACAGAGAAGAAUUUUUAAUGCUCCGAGGAGGCAGAGAGGGAGACUCGGAGCCGUCGUCGCACCUGGAGUGGACGACCGCCGCCCACCGACACCAGGAGGAGCGCCGGCCACUUCAGGAGAGCGCGGGGGAGCCUGGCCCCGGCGGUGAUCUGAGUCUGUUCCAUUAUUUUUUCCCGCCCUCCCAUUCCAUGGUGCGCCUCGCUUGGUGGGGCACUCAGGGGCUUUGAUUUCCCUCAGACUCUGACAGGUCGAAAGGUUCAGACGAUAACAUGGACUGGGGAACACUGCAAGCUGUUUUAGGAGGGGUAAACAAACAUUCCACCAGUAUUGGAAAGAUCUGGCUGACAGUCUUAUUUAUUUUCCGUAUUAUGAUCCUUGUAGUUGCUGCAGAGGAAGUCUGGGGUGAUGAGCAAGAUGAUUUUGUCUGCAAUACUCUGCAACCAGGAUGCAAAAAUGUCUGCUAUGAUUAUUUUUUCCCCAUAUCUCACAUAAGACUUUGGGCCCUGCAACUCAUCUUUGUCUCCACUCCUGCGCUCUUGGUGGCAAUGCACGUUGCAUACAGAAGGCAUGAAAAGAAAAAGAAGUUCCAAAAGGGAGAUAAAAGUUGUGAAUAUAAAGACAUAGAAGAAAUCAAGAGUCAGAGAUUUCAUAUUGAGGGACCUUUAUGGUGGACAUACACUGUCAGUAUCUUGUUCAGGCUCAUCUUUGAAGCUUCUUUCAUGUAUGUGUUUUACUAUAUGUACAAGGGAUAUCACAUGCCUCGUCUCCUAAAAUGUAGUGUUUGGCCUUGUCCUAAUGUAGUAGAUUGUUUUGUUUCUCGGCCCACUGAAAAAACAGUCUUUACCAUUUUCAUGAUUGCAGUGUCUGGUAUUUGCAUUCUAUUAAAUGUAACUGAGUUUUCUUAUUUGCUACUGAAGUUCUGCACCAGGCGACCUAGAAGAACAAGAACCACAAAGAAUCACUCCAACCAUGAAAACAAAGAAGAAACUAAACAAAAUGAAAUGAAUGAGCUUAUAUCCGAUAGCUGCCAGAACACUGUAACAGGAUUUCCAAAGAACUAAGCUGCCCACAAACCUUGCAUGCAUUUGCUCUGGAACUAAUGAAUGGGCACAUUCAUGUGUGCCCAUGAAAUUGAUUAAUUGAGCAAUACUUCCGAGUGGAUACACCUGAGUAUUACUACAUGUUGAAAGUAUACAUGUGUUAUGUUUUCAAAAGGGCAACAGCAACACAAGAAUAGUAAGAAUAAUGAGGAUUAAAGAGAGUAUAUAAUUUUAUGCAGCUUCUUACCAAGUCAGCUCUGAUUUUUUAAAGAGUUAUAGUUAUUAGUUUCUCCAUUCUGAAACUGAUCCUAGCCUUAAAAGGAAGGGAUUCCUUCCAAAUUAGAUACUAUUAGCAUUAUAAGAUGCUUUAUCAUUGUGGUAGCAUUUUUGAAUUGUGAGCUUGUAUCUAAAUUUAAGUAUUUUUAUAAAGACUGAGAUUCCAUGAAUGAAUGAGUAAUAGUGCCUUCCUUUGUUAAUAUUAUUAUUCUCUUUAAAACAAGCAUGGAUAUAAUGUAUUCAUUCUAAUUACUGUUGGAAAUGAAUAAUUUCUAAGUAUAUAUCUUAAUGGUGUAAAUAAUUUAACAAAUAUUCUACAUGCUGCCAGUUAUAAAAUUCUAUGUGUUACAAUUCAUUAAUGAUAUAUUCAUUUUUAAUAAGAUAGGUACAUAUAUUUCAUGCAUUGUAGAAGUUCUUAGAAUAUUUCUUGUUUUUUAAGUUUUUUAACUGUUGUCUAGAAAUGGUAAGAAACAGGGUAAUUGGUUUAAAAUACUGUGAAGAAAUUUAUUUCAGUCAGCACAAG
Pogona vitticeps (central bearded dragon) is the source of this 1932-nucleotide messenger RNA. Its product is annotated as gap junction beta-6 protein. Gene Ontology annotation, molecular function: gap junction channel activity. Gene Ontology annotation, biological process: gap junction-mediated intercellular transport; cell-cell signaling. NCBI's taxonomy places the organism in Eukaryota, Metazoa, Chordata, Lepidosauria, Squamata, Agamidae. The record is from RefSeq and is a predicted model, not a curated record. Gene Ontology annotation, cellular component: connexin complex.